AUACCUUAACACCUUAUCGCCUGCAGGUCUCUGGUUAUUUCCCAUCGAGAGCAGUACAUGCAUCCCAAGGCCUUUAGUGUUUCUUCCGUCUUUAGUUUCAACGCCUCGUUUCACUUGCGGCUCGUCCGCUCGAUAAAAUGGCGGAGUCCCACGCUUUUAAACCCGGCGAUAUUUCCCGCCGGUCGUCCAUCUCCGAGAAUACCAGAGCGGCAGACAAGCUGAAGCAGAUGGAUCUCGAGGGCCAGAAGCAGCAGGUUGGGUCGGGUUCUGAUUCCGAGGGGGAAAUUGGUCGCCAGAUUGAAAUGGAAUCGGAGAAUUCGAUCAAAUACCGGACCUGUAGCUGGCAGAAGACUGCUGCCCUCUUGUUUUCUGAAUAUAUUUGCUUGGCGAUCAUGUCGUUUCCAUGGUCCUAUUCCGUGCUUGGCCUGGUCCCGGGUUUGAUCCUUACGGUGCUUAUGGCUCUGAUUGUGCUGUAUACCUCGUUGGUCAUUUGGAAAUUCUGCUUGCGACAUCCCCAUGUUCGCGACGUUUGCGACAUUGGCCAAAUGAUCUUUUGGGACUCCAAAGUCGUGUGGUAUCUCACUGCAGUCAUGUUCUUGUUGAACAACACCUUCAUCCAGGGCUUGCACUGCUUAGUCGGCGCCGAGUAUCUAAACACCAUCAGUGGUCACGGCACCUGCACCAUUGUGUUCUCGCUGAUCACAGCAGUUAUCUCACUGGUCUGCUCGCUCCCCCGGACCUUCAGUGCUCUGUCCAAGGUGGCAACUCUGUCAGCAUUUACCACGUUUGUCUCGGUCAUGCUCGCCGUCAUUUUCUCGGCCAUUGAGGACCAUCCGGCGGGCUACACCCCGGAGAUGGGAGAUCGCAUCGUGAAAGCGAUCCCAGUCUCUGGAACGACCUUUGUAUCAGGAAUGAGUGCGUUCCUGAAUAUCAGUUACACCUUCAUUGGGCAGAUCACACUUCCGAGCUUCAUUGCGGAAAUGAAGGAGCCCAAGGACUUCUGGAAAUCCGUCACCGCCGUCACCAUCGCCGAAAUCAUCGUGUUCAGCUUGGUCGGUGCCAUUGUGUACGCCUACACCGGUAACCAGUACAUCACAUCCCCGGCCUUCGGCUCUCUGGGAAAUGAGGUCUACAAGAAGGUGUCCUUCUCGUUCAUGAUCCCGACGUUGAUUUUCCUGGGCGUGCUGUACGCCUCGGUGUCGGCCCGUUUCAUCUUCUUCCGCAUGUUCGAGGGCACCCGCCACAAGGGCAACCACACUGUGGUCGGCUGGGCCGCCUGGACCGGCAUUCUCACCAUCCUGUGGAUCCUCGCUUUCAUCAUCGCCGAGGUGAUUCCCUUCUUUUCCGACCUGGAAUCGAUCAUGAGUUCCCUUUUCGAUUCCUUCUUCGGCUUCAUCUUCUGGGGCACCGCCUACCUGCGCAUGCGCCGGGAAGACUACGGACCCAAUUUCUACCGAAACCGUGGCCUCCGCGGCUGGAUUGGCGCAAUCAUCAACGUCAUCCUUAUUCUGGCGGGUUUCUUUUUCCUCGGACCCGGGACUUAUGCAUCCAUCGAAAGCGUAAUCAUCAGUUACAGAGAAGGCACCGUCGGAAGUCCUUUCUCGUGUGCUAACACCGGCCUUUAAUGACGUCCAUCCAGUCGGAAAGCCAAGGCAAGCGACGAACUUCUGAUCCAGCACUCUCAAAAACGAAAAAACGUUAAUGAUGAUCUUCAACGAUUUCUUUUU
This is a messenger RNA of Aspergillus ibericus CBS 121593, 1727 nucleotides long. RefSeq names its product putative neutral amino acid permease. Gene Ontology annotation, molecular function: amino acid transmembrane transporter activity. The coding region runs from base 138 to 1625 and encodes 495 amino acids. Gene Ontology annotation, cellular component: plasma membrane; vacuolar membrane. The record is from RefSeq and is a predicted model, not a curated record. Gene Ontology annotation, biological process: amino acid transmembrane transport. The transcript has 5 exons. Lineage: Eukaryota; Fungi; Ascomycota; Eurotiomycetes; Eurotiales; Aspergillaceae.